This is a messenger RNA of Camponotus floridanus (Florida carpenter ant), 3016 nucleotides long. It is a transcript of the gene Rtel1, whose product is annotated as regulator of telomere elongation helicase 1 homolog. Gene Ontology annotation, molecular function: DNA binding; DNA polymerase binding; DNA helicase activity. Lineage: Eukaryota; Metazoa; Arthropoda; Insecta; Hymenoptera; Formicidae. Gene Ontology annotation, cellular component: nucleus. Gene Ontology annotation, biological process: negative regulation of DNA recombination; telomeric loop disassembly; DNA recombination. The record is from RefSeq and is a predicted model, not a curated record. The annotation marks the transcript as partial. The transcript is spliced from 12 exons.
GGGCAAAGUUGGGAGUUAGGUUGGGUUUUCCUUCUGGCGGGAAGAAGCCUAGAAUUCCAUUUUAUACAGCUGAUGUGUUUGUUGACCAACUCUCGAGAUGCCUGACAUCACGAUUAACGAUAUCAUCGUUAGCUUUCCUUUUAAACCGUAUUCCGUACAAGAGGAGUACAUGAAAAAAGUGAUAGAAUGCCUACAAAAUGGUCAGCACGGUGUCUUGGAGUCCCCCACAGGCACUGGAAAAACUCUCAGUCUUCUAUGCUCUUCUUUAAGUUGGCUGUUAACAAAAAAAGCUCAAUUACAAGCACAAGUAAUAGCAGGUGCAAUUGAGAAAAAAGACUUUGGUGGACAUUUUUUUAAAUAUUUGGUUGACGGGCUUGAAAAGGCAUCAGGAGUACCAGAUAAUGUUCAAAGUUUUGGAUGGGCCAUGCCCAAAAUUAUUUAUGCAUCCCGAACGCAUUCUCAACUGUCUCAGGCUAUGUACGAAUUGAAGAAAACAUCGUACAAACAUGUUGCCACUGCUGUAUUGGGAUCCCGAGAUCAAUUAUGCAUUCAUCCGGAAGUUUCUAAAGAAGCAAGUGCUUUUAACAAAAUACAUAUGUGUCACUCCAAAGUAAAAUCAAGAACUUGUUUUUAUUACAAUAAUGUUGAAGCAAGAAAAGACGAUCCUGUUUUUAAACAGGAAGUAUUAGAUAUAGAAGAUUUAGUUAAAAUUGGACAAAAACACAAAUGCUGCCCAUAUUUUUUGGCAAAAGAAUUGAAGCAAAAUGCAGAUAUUGUUUUCAUGCCUUAUAAUUAUCUACUGGAUCCUAAAACACGAAAGUCACAGGGUAUAGAUUUACAAAAUACUGUAGUUUUGUUAGAUGAAGCUCAUAAUGUUGAAAAAGUUUGCGAAGAAGCAGCAUCAUUACAGAUAAGUAGUACAGAUAUUGCAUUAUGUAUUGAUGAAGUAACUGCAGUAAUGAAAGAUAUGGCUAAAGAUAUAGAUUUGGAAAAUGACUUUUCACCAGAGAAUAAUGUUCAAAAAGAUUUCACAGCAGAGGAUUUAUAUAUCUUAAAAACGAUGUUUUUGGAAUUGGAAAAAGCAGUCGAUUCUAUCGAAUUAAAAAAUCGUACCGAGGGAGACACUUUUCCUGGUGGAUUCAUCUUUGAAUUACUUGAGAAAAUUGAGUUAACACAUGGUAAAGAACAAAUUGUGGUAGAUAAAUUGGAAAAAAUAAUUUCAUAUUUGACAACUACUAGUACUUCUCCAUUUGCGAGAAAAGGAAAUGCACUACAAAAGUUUAGUGACUUAUUAAAGACUGCUUUUAAUAGCGGUACUUCUAUCACACGUCAUAAGGAGAAAGUAAAACGCUGCUAUAAGGUCCAUAUACAGACAGAAGAACAGAAAAAGAAUUACAAGAAUGAUGUUUGGGAGACCAAGAAGACGAUAAAAACGGACGGAAAGCUUAUUAGUUAUUGGUGUUUUAGUCCUGGCUUUGGUAUGGAGCAAAUGGUAGAACAAGGAAUACGUUCAGUAAUACUCACAAGCGGUACAUUGUCUCCAUUAAAACCAUUCAUAUCAGAACUUGGUAUACCAAUAGCAGUUCAGUUAGAAAAUCCGCAUAUUGUAACAAAACAACAAGUAUGUGUUGGUGUUCUUAGUCAGGGUCCAGAUAAUCAUCUACUCAAUUCAUCUUACAACACGAGAAAUGAUCCGAAAUAUAUCGCAUCUCUUGGAAGAACAGUGUAUAACUUUAGCUGCAUCAUCCCUCACGGAUUGUUGAUAUUUUUUCCUUCAUAUCCGAUUAUGAAAAAAUGCAGAGAUGAAUGGCAGAAUAUGGGUUUAUGGACGCAAAUUGCUGAACGUAAACCCAUUUAUGUAGAACCCAACUCGAAAGAUGGAUUUGUCAACGUGAUGAAUGAGUAUUAUCAAAAAAUUAGAGAUCCAUCUAAUAAGGGGGCUGUUUUCAUGGCAGUGUGCAGAGGAAAGGUCAGUGAAGGUCUGGAUUUUGCUAAUGCAAAUGGUAGAGCUGUAUUAAUCAUUGGUCUUCCAUUUCCGCCCUUAAAAGAUCCACGAGUUAUGCUGAAACAAAGAUAUUUGGAGGAAAUAAGGACAGCGGAGAAAGAAAGUUUAACCGGACAAGAAUGGUAUCAACUUGAAGCGUCACGUGCCGUUAAUCAAGCUAUUGGCAGGAUAAUAAGACACAAAAGCGAUUAUGGUGCAGUGAUACUCUGCGAUUGUAGAUUUGAAAAUCCAAAUUUCAAGAAACAAUUGUCCGCUUGGUUGAGGCCAUACAUAAAGAAGUUUACGAAUUUUGGGAUGAUCACGAAAGAAUUACGAGAAUUCUUCAGGAAUGCGGAAAAUACUCUACCACUACCCAAUAAUGCUAGCAUCAUUCGUGCACAAUAUGGGAACGAUGAUAUAUCGCUGCCUGCCGUAGGUGCUACUUUUGAAACAACAUUAUCUCAAUCUUUAAAACAAAAAGCGCAAAACAAUCUUGUGACAAAAGAAACUGAGAAUAGUUUCAACAUAAAUAUGUAUUUGGAUGAAAGUAUAAAAGACAAAAAAAAGUUAGUCAAGCCAUGUGCGAUCAAUUUUAGUGCUUGCAAACUAAAAAACAAUCAGAGUACAUGUGAAUUAGCAAAACAUGUUGACGAACCAACUGCUAAAAGAAGAAAAAUUAAUAUUUUACCGUCCGGAGUUGAUACGUAUUUUUCUGCUCCCUCAACCUCUUCGUCAACAGUUCCAGAAAGUAAUUCUGUAAAUAACAUACAAGACAUUAAAGAAGCAAAUAAAGAUGAUAAGAAAGCAUUGGGGAAACAAUAUCUGAAAGAUGUAAAACGAGCAUUAUCAGCGAGUGAUUAUAAAAUAUUUGCAACUAUGAUACAACAUUACACACAAAAUGGUGAUUUUGAUGAAUUACUAAAAACAUUAUCAAGUUUAUUUCCAUCAGCCGGACAAUUUCAGCAUUUAUUCAUAGGAUUUCAGAGUUUUCUAAAAAAACAACAUAUAGAAGCUUUUGAGAAUUAUAUAAAG